AUGAAGAAAACGGCUGUGAACCUGAAUAAACUUAUUCAAGAUUUUUGCCUUCUGGAGCAAAAAAUAACAGAGCUGAAAGGGAAAAACAACAUCCUUGAAAUAAAGUUAGAUGAAAGCAAUAGGCUAUUAAAGUUUUCGCAGAAUAAGGAAAAGCGCUUGACUGAAGAAAGAGAUGGCAUGCUGGGGACCAUCAAAGGCCUUCAGAACAACUUGCAACAACAGUGUGAUCUUCGAGUUGAAAACGAGAAGCUGAAAAGUGCUGUUCUUGAUCUGAAGAAACAAAAUGAAGCACAAGUGGAGGAAAGGAAAUGUUGUAUUCAAAGAUUGGAGAAAGAGAUGAGAGCUUUGGGAGAGCAACACCAGAGGGAGAUGGAUGACUGUGCUAAAGAGAUGCAGAGGAAAUUGGAGUCCAAAGAUGUUGAACUGAAAGAGGCUCUGGAUAGAAAGGAAAGCACUUUGGAUGAGAUGAGACAGAAAAUGAAGCAGCAGGAGAAAGAAAAGCAAAGUGAAAUCAUAAAGCUACAGAUGGAGUUCAGUGCUAAGCUUGCAAGGGCCCAGAGUGUGUCAGUCAUGACCCAACAGCAGCCACAAGCCUCUGGGCUCUUCCCUCAGAACAUCUUUAAAAGGAAGUUGCAAUUUCUGCAGGAGGAAAAGAACAAGGAAAUUGAGGCUCUUCGUCAGAGAGUCAAAGAGCUAGAGCAGCAGAAUCUUCAUGGUUUGUCUGAGUCACGUCUGAAGAAAAAGAAGAAUUAA
Pygocentrus nattereri (red-bellied piranha) is the source of this 753-nucleotide messenger RNA. Its product is annotated as coiled-coil domain-containing protein 152. NCBI's taxonomy places the organism in Eukaryota, Metazoa, Chordata, Actinopteri, Characiformes, Serrasalmidae. The transcript is spliced from 8 exons. The coding region runs from base 1 to 753 and encodes 250 amino acids. The record is from RefSeq and is a predicted model, not a curated record.